Molecule: messenger RNA, 1272 nt
Organism: Drosophila persimilis
Lineage: Eukaryota; Metazoa; Arthropoda; Insecta; Diptera; Drosophilidae
Gene: Or13a
Product: odorant receptor 13a
Exons: 2
Coding region: 1-1272 (423 amino acids)
Biological process (GO): detection of chemical stimulus involved in sensory perception of smell; sensory perception of smell
Cellular component (GO): plasma membrane
Molecular function (GO): odorant binding; olfactory receptor activity
Source: RefSeq, a predicted model, not a curated record
AUGUUUAACCUACAGCAAUACACAGCUAUCACUUUUCGUUUACCAGUUCAAUGUGUUUGGCUGAAGCUGAAUGGCUCUUGGCCAUUUGUGCCCUCAUCAAGGAAGGAUAACAGCUCAAUGUGUUCUAUACUAUACACCGCGUGGGCUUGGUACGUCAUAGCAUCCGUUGGUAUAACGAUCGGGUUUCAAACAGCAUAUUUGGUAACCCACCUUUCCGAUAUUAUUAUGACUACGGAAAAUUGUUGCACCACAUUCAUGGGCGCCCUAAACUUUGUGAGAUUGCUUCAUUUACGAUUUAACCAGCGAAAAUUUCGGCAAUUAAUUGAACAAUUUGAACGCGAUAUUUGGAUUCCAGAAAACACCCACAUCAGUGUUAACGCCGAGUGCCAUAAGCGAAUGUUUACCUUUACCAUCAUGACGGGUCUGCUUUCCUGCCUAAUAUGUAUGUACUGCGCCCUGCCGUUGGUGGAAAUAUUCUUUCGUACUGGAGUAGACGCAGUAGAGAAACCAUUUCCCUAUAAAAUGCUGUUCCCAUACGAUCCGUACAGCAGUUGGAUGCGUUAUGUCUUCACCUACAUGUUUACGUCGUAUGCCGGAAUUUGUGUGGUGACCACAUUGUUUGCCGAAGAUUCAAUUUUUGGGUUUUUCAUAACGUACACCUGUGGACAGUUCCGACUGCUGCAUGAACGUGUCGACAACGUACUGACUGCGGCUAAAGAACGAGCUGACGAGCAACAUUUGCAGCUGCAACGACUGCACAAUAUUGUUCAACAGCACAACAAAAUUAUCAGGUUCGCCAAGUGUUUGGAAGACUUUUUUAAUCCCAUACUCUUGGUGAAUCUAAUGAUAUCAUCGCUUCUAAUUUGCAUGGUUGGUUUUCAAAUAAUUACUGGACAAAAUAUGUUCAUUGGAGAAUACGUUAAAUUUAUUGUGUACAUAUCCUCCGCGAUUUCACAGUUAUAUGUGCUUUGUGAAAAUGGUGAUGCGUUGAUUAUACACUCCACAAAUACAGCACGCCACCUCUAUGGAUGUGAUUGGGAGAAUCCAGACAUACGCAAUUUUUAUUCAUACACUUCCAUGAGCCAUCAGUUCCGCAAUGACUUAAAAUUUAUGAUACUGUGUAGUCAACGACCAGUCAGAAUAACGGCGUUUAAAUUUUCAACUCUCUCUCUUCAAAGCUUUACGGCGAUUCUAAGUACAUCAAUGAGCUAUUUCACAUUACUGCGGAAUCUAAGGAAGCAAGACAAUUCUUUCAUUUCAACUGAACGGUAA